Lactuca virosa is the source of this 2312-nucleotide messenger RNA. NCBI's taxonomy places the organism in Eukaryota, Viridiplantae, Streptophyta, Magnoliopsida, Asterales, Asteraceae. The record is from the annotation of a GenBank genome assembly.
GGGAACCAUAACGAUCAGCACGAAUUCAUGAAUGCUGAAUUACUGAUAACUGAUCAUGGGGUUGUUCAAUCAACAAAUUCCCUCCACCACCGUGUCAACAACCACAUUUCUCUGUUAGUUUCCUGAUCUUCUUUUACCAUUUUCCUAUUCCAAGUUUGAUCGAUUGCCACUGAAUGAAUCUUCCCUAUUGCGGACCUUAAUGAUGAACUGAAUGAAUAAGAGCUCAGCAACUUGUGUUCGUGUGUGUUUCAUCUUAAAUGGCGGCAAUUCUGGACAAUCAAAGCUUCUCAAGCUCGUUUUCUCUUCAAAACCUGGAUACUCAUGAACGUAAUUCCCCUAAAAUCGAGAGGUUUCACAGGUUUCGUAUUGAGAUGCAGAAGAGAGAAUCAAAAUCCCCCAUGAAAAGUGGCAUCAAUGGUAAACCUAAUGGAAAACCCCUAAACAUGGAUCGUAUCCCAAUACCCAUGGUUCCUAUAACCGAAGCAAUGAAGAAGAUGACUCAAUCUGAAAAACGACCAGUAAUUCUUACCAGAUUAACACAGAUUGUUAAUAGAGAGACCACUUCAGCCAUUGAAGUUAAAAAACCUUCAAUCGAAGGAUCAAACAUCUUGCCAUCAGAUGAAAGCUUUAGCUGGGCAAAUGAGAAUUACAAUCCAGUUCAAAGAACAUUAGAUUUAUGUUCUUUCGUUAUUUCCCUCCAUCUUCGUCUUCUACUCAACAACUCAAAAUGGUCAUACCCUAGAGGCUUCACAGAAAUCAAACAGAAAACCAGAAGAAAAAAAACCGCAUCAUGGUUAAGAGAACGUGUGUUGCAACUUGGUCCAACUUUUAUAAAGAUUGGACAAUUAUCAUCAACAAGAUCCGAUCUAUUUCCACAUGAAAUCAUACACGAACUUGCUAAGUUACAGGACAGAGUUCCUGCCUUUUCAUCAACAAAAGCAAAGUGUUUGAUUGAGAGAGAAUUAGGAGCUCCAGUUGAUGAACUGUUCAAGGAGUUUGAAGAUCAACCAAUUGCAGCUGCUAGCCUAGGUCAGGUACAUAGGGCUAUACUGCAUAAUGGAGAGAGGGUAGUUGUGAAAGUUCAAAGACCUGGUCUCAAGAAGCUUUUUGAGAUUGAUUUAAGAGUUUUGAAGCUAAUUGCAGAGUAUUUUCAUAGAAAUGAAAUUCUUUGUGGUCUGACAAAGGACUGGAUGAGGAUCUAUGAAGAAUGUGAAAAGAUUCUAUACCAGGAGAUUGAUUAUGUAAAUGAAGCCAAAAAUGCUGAAAGAUUCCGUCGGGAUUUUCGUAAUAUUAAGUGGGUCCGUGUGCCUCAAGUUUUCUGGGAUUAUACUGCAAUGAAGGUGCUUACAUUGGAGUAUGUUCCAGGAAUUAAGAUUAAUAAUUUAGAUGCGAUAGAUAAAAAGGGUUACAAUCGAUCUCAAAUUUCUUCACGUGUAAUUGAAGCAUACCUAAUUCAGAUACUGAAAACGGGUUUCUUUCAUGCUGAUCCUCAUCCUGGAAAUCUUGCUAUUGAUGUUGACGAAUCAUUAAUCUAUUACGAUUUUGGGAUGAUGGGCGAGAUUAAAUCUUUAACAAGAGAUAAAAUAUUCGAUCUUUUUUAUGCUGCUUACGAAAAAGAUGAAAAAAAGGUUAUGAAUAGUUUAAUAAAUCUGGGAGCGAUUCAACCUACUGGAGACAUGUUAGCAGUGAGGAGAUCUGUGAAGUAUUUUAUGGAAAAUUCAAUAAAUCAAAUGCCAAAUAAGCACACGAAUUUAGCUGCUAUAAGUGAGGAUUUAUUUGCUAUAGCAACAGAUCAACCUUUUAGAUUUCCAGCCACCUUCAUCUUUGUAAUGAGGGCAUUUUCAACCCUUGAAGGAAUUGGUUAUACACUUGAUCCAAAAUUUUCUUUCAUCAAGAUUGCUGCACCUUAUGCACAGGAAUUGUUGUACCUCAAACAAACACAACACACUGGAACACAACUUCUCCAAGAAAUACAAAAACAAGCUGAUAAUGCAAGAUCAUACACCAUGUCAAUGCCUUACAGAGUCCAACACAUUGAAGACUUCAUCAAACAAAUUGAAACCGGAGACCUUAAACUUCAUGUCAGAGUCCUAGAGUCUGAAAGAGCAGCUCAAAAGGCAACAAUAUUGCAAAUGGCUACCAUGUAUACAGCUAUCUGGUGUAUGCUUAUUAAUCUUGGUGUUAUAUUAACCAUUCAUGGAAACCUAUUUUUAGCAAAUGGAUCAUUUAUUAGUUCAGGUUUUCUUCUAGUGUUAUUUCUUAUGUCUAUGCAUAGGGUAAAAAUGCUUGAUAAUUUCAAAAAUAUGAUUUAA